AUGAGCCUAAGAAGACCCUCCGGCCACAAAAGCAAACCAAAGGCGCCUUUCCCUCCCGACCCUGACGCCGAUACGGUUGCUUUGGCUCUUGAACCAAUCCCUCUUGCUCCUGCAGACGCAGACCCUCCCACGCACGACAGCCCUGCCAGGCCACCCGCUGAUGCCUCGAGCUCUGCAUCCUCUUCGUCUCUCCAUCAAGAAACCGCAGACGACCCAUAUAACACAACCCACCACCCACGAUCCAACCCGUCUCUUCGAAGCCGUCCUUCAGCCCUCUCGUACGCUUCGAGCGCCGCCGAACAUGCUGACGAUACCUCCGAUCCCACCCAAGACCCUUCCUCCCCGAAUCUAAACGACGGCGCCAUGCCUCCGAAACCCUCCCUCCUGCGCUCCGCGCGCGACGAUGCUCCGUCAUACGGCGCCGUCUCCCAAGACCCGAGCCGCAGUGUGUCGCCCACUGGCAGUGACUCUAUGAUGGGCAACGCACAUCCCCUCCGCUACGUAUCCGAUACCACCAGAUCAGCCUCGUCAAAGUACUCCGCCGCCUCCAGGCAGAGCUCACGCUUGUCCGAAGAUCUCGACGCAGCCGCCCUGGUCACCGGCCUCGAUGGGCGCUUCGGCGUAACCCAAGCGCCGGUAACGUCUAACAUGCUGGAGGACGCCAAGUCAGACGCGCCUGACGACGAGGUGGACUACGACGACUAUACCGGCAGCGAGCCUGAGGAGGAUCCCGUGGACAAUUCGCCUCACGAAGUGGUGCGCGCAUCCGUACCACCGACAGACAACAUCACCCUGUCUAUAAACACUCCAAGAAUGUGGAUACUCUCUGUUUUGUUUUCCGUGCUUGGUUCUUCGACAAACUUGUUCUUCUCUUUACGAUACCCCAGUGUUGCUAUUACCCCGGUCAUUGCCUUGCUGUUGGUCCAUCCCCUCGGUCUGAUGUGGGAUUACUUCCUCAAGUUCCCGAGCGACCCCCAUGAGGAGUUUGUGGACGGCGUUCUCCAGCCAGACGCAGACGGCGCACCGCACCCGAAGAGGCGCUUGACUCGACUGCGCAGGUGGCUCGCACAAGGACGGUGGAACGAGAAGGAGCACACCUGCGUCUAUGUGAGCAGCAAUGUGUCUUUCGGUUUUGCCUUUGCCACGGACGUCAUUGUCGAACAGUCCAAAUUCUACAACCAAGAGGCAACGAUCACCUACCAACUGCUUCUGAUCCUUUCGACUCAGAUUCUCGGGUACGCCUUUGCAGGCCUCACCCGCCGUUUUCUGGUGCGGCCCAGCGGUAUGAUCUGGCCCGGUACCUUGAUGUCGGCUGCCAUGUUUGGCACUCUACACAAGGAGGAGAACAGGAUCGCAGACGGCUGGAGGAUAUCGAGGUGGAAGUUCUUCUACCUCGUCUGGCUGGGCGCCUUUGCUUUCUACUUUUUGCCCGGCCUCCUGAUGCCGUGCCUGAGUUACUUCAACGUCAUCACCUGGUUUGCGCCCAAGAACGUCGUCGUGGCUAACUUGUUUGGUGUCGUUUCUGGCCUCGGUCUGUUCCCUCUGACUUUCGACUGGGCGCAAAUCACAUACAUUGGCUCGCCCCUCUUGGUGCCUUUCUGGGCCGCAAUGAAUGUCAUUGGUGGCCUUGUAAUUGUAAUGUGGCUCGUUGCCCCGAUCGCCUACUACGCCAGCCUCUUCUACUCGUCGUACAUGCCCAUCUUGUCGUCGUCCGUCUUUGACAACCAGGGCAAGGUUUACGAGGUCAGCAAAAUCUUGACGAAAGACUUCCUCUUCGACAGAGAGGCCUACAGCAAGUACAGCCGCGUCUUCUUGCCCAUCACCUACGUGUUGAGCUACGGCGUGCAAUUUGCCGCCUUGGCCGCGUUGUUGACCCACACGUUUUGCUGGCAUGGCAAAGAGAUCUGGCAAACGUGGAAGACGGCACUCCAGGAAGCUCGCGAUGAGGGACAAGCAGUCUACCAGCCUGUUUCGGGCGGACCUGAGAAUCUCAGGCCCCAGCGAUCUUUCAGCAGCAGCCGCGGUGGCCUUUCAAGGUCAUCUUCUCAAGCCGACCUUCUGUUCCGGGAAGACGUACACUGCCGACUGAUGAAGCGAUACAAGGACGCGCCCUUGUCUUGGUACAUGAUGACGUUUGUGACGAUGCUGGCGGUCGGCAUGUUCGUGGUUGAGUACUACCCCAUCCAUCUCCCGUGGUACGGCUUGCUUCUUGCAUUGGGCAUCUGCGCCGUCUUUUUCAUCCCGAACGGCAUCAUCAUGGCCGUCACAAAUCAGCACAGCAGCAUCUACCUCAUCUGCCAGCUCGUUUGUGGCGUUGUGUUCCCGGGGCGUCCGAUCGCAAACAUGGUGUUUGUGACGUAUGGGUACAUCUCGUCGGCCCAGGGCAUCAAGUUUGCGUCCGACCUCAAGCUGGGCCACUACAUGAAGAUCCCUCCGCGCAUCAUGUUCUCGGUCCAGAUGGUCGCGACAAUCGUGUCGUCCCUCACACAGAUCGGCGUGCUCAACUGGAUGUUCGCCAACGUCAGCGGCAUCUGCACCUCGGAGGCCGUCAACGGCUUCACGUGCCCGAUCGCGCGUGUGCACUUCAACGGCUCCAUUCUCUGGGGUGUCGUCGGCCCGGGCGAGUUCUUCGGCCCGAACGCGACCUACCGCGGGCUCGUCUGGUGCUUCCUCGUUGGCGCCAUCAUGCCGAUCCCUCUGUGGCUCUACAGCCGCAAGAGGAAGCACAGCAUCGUGCGCAAGAUCAACCUCCCCGUCGUCUUCGGCUCCAUGGCCUGGAUUCCCCCCGCGACGGGGCUCAACUUUUCGGUGUGGGCAGUAGUGUGCUACGUGUUCAACUACCUGGUCAAGAGGAGGAAGAGCGCCUGGUGGGCCAAGUACACGAUGACCAUGAGCGCGGCGCUGGACUCGGGUCUGGCGUUCGGCAUCGUCGUCGUGUUCUUCGGCUUCAUCUACCCGGGCCAUAUGAAGGGCUUCAAGUGGUGGGGGACCGAGGUCUACAAGGAGGGCUGCGACUGGCAGGCCUGCUCGUACAACACAGUCCCCGAGGGGUCGCAUUUCGGUCCUGAUAAGUGGUGA
Colletotrichum karsti is the source of this 3078-nucleotide messenger RNA. RefSeq lists its product as uncharacterized. The coding region runs from base 1 to 3078 and encodes 1025 amino acids. Lineage: Eukaryota; Fungi; Ascomycota; Sordariomycetes; Glomerellales; Glomerellaceae. Gene Ontology annotation, molecular function: oligopeptide transmembrane transporter activity. The record is from RefSeq and is a predicted model, not a curated record. The transcript has 2 exons. Gene Ontology annotation, biological process: transmembrane transport.